GGCCAGCGAGGGGUAGAGAAGGCAUGUUUCCUCUGGCGCUGCCUCUACUGCUCGCCGCGGCCGCCCUAGCCGCCUGGUUCUGGGGGCAGCUGAGGCGCCCUCCGGGAUUCCCGCCAGGUCCGACGUGGUUUCCCCUGGUGGGCAACCACCCUGGCGUCCGUCAGCUGAGCAAGAAACUGGGAUCGCAGCACCAGGCGUUCACAUAUCUCGCCCAGAAGUACAAGUCGCCCGUGGUGGGCCUUCGUCUGGGCGGUGACCUAACAGUCAUCGUCUCCACCAGAAGCCUCAUACGAGAGGUGCUCACGCGACCAGAGUUUGAAGGACGGCCGCAGAACUUCUUCGCGUACCUGCGCAGUCUGGGUCUGAGAAAGGUGCCAGAAGGGCUGCAACUAGAACAGGAAAUGGAGGUAAUCCACACAUGGCAGCAGUAG
Messenger RNA from Schistocerca americana (American grasshopper), 431 nucleotides. RefSeq names its product probable cytochrome P450 305a1. Gene Ontology annotation, molecular function: iron ion binding; oxidoreductase activity, acting on paired donors, with incorporation or reduction of molecular oxygen; heme binding. NCBI's taxonomy places the organism in Eukaryota, Metazoa, Arthropoda, Insecta, Orthoptera, Acrididae. The transcript has 3 exons. The record is from RefSeq and is a predicted model, not a curated record. Bases 24 to 431 code for a protein of 135 amino acids.